GCUGACGUCAUGACGCGCAACUUCCGCUGCGCUGCCAUUUUGUGAAUGGACGCCGUUGCCAUCGACAUUCUGAAAGCAGACUAAAACAAACCCGAUCCCGAGUCUAAUUCGACACGGUUUACCGCCAGACAGCUCGAGUUCUGACCUACGACGCUUUCCUCAAGGAAGACAACGCGAACAGCCUGUGUUAUCGCCGAGAAUUGACCCAGGAUGUCAGAGGAGCAGUUUGUGGGCGAGGAGGCGCUGGUGAAGAUGGAGGAGAAUGAUGGAGAGGAGGAGAUCCCGGCUGAGGAUGGAGGCCGAGAGGCGGAGGGCUCCAAAAUAGAUGCCAGUAAGAACGAGGAAGACGAGGGGAAAAUGUUCGUUGGAGGCUUGAGUUGGGACACAACAAAGAAAGACCUGAAAGAUUACUUCUCUAAAUUUGGAGAGGUGGUCGACUGCACCUUAAAGCUGGAUCCUCUGACGGGACGGUCCAGGGGUUUUGGAUUCGUUCUGUUUAAAGACGCUGAAAGUGUGGAAAAGGUGAUCACACAGAAGGAGCACAAACUGAAUGGAAAAGCCAUCGACCCUAAGAAAGCAAAGGCCAUGAAAUCCAAAGAGCCUGUGAAGAAGAUAUUUGUAGGAGGUCUGUCCCCAGAUACUCCAGAAGAGAAGAUCAGAGAGUACUUUGACGCCUACGGAGAGGUGGAAUCCAUUGAGCUGCCAAUGGAGAAUAAAACGAAUAAAAGACGAGGUUUUUGUUUUAUAACAUUUAAAGAGGAGGAACCAGUAAAGAAAAUUAUGGAGAAGAAGUACCACAACAUCGGUUUAAGCAAGUGUGAGGUGAAGGUGGCCAUGUCGAAGGAGCAGUAUCAGCAGCAGCAGCAGCAGUGGGGGGGCAGAGGAGGGUACGCCGUCAGGGCCAGAGGCAGAGGAGGUCCCAAUCAGAACUGGAACCAGGGAUACGGAAAUUACUGGAAUCAAGGUUAUGGAAAUUACGGGAACUAUGGCUACAACAAUCAAGGCUAUGGUGGAUACGGGGGCUAUGAUUACUCGGGUUACAACAACUACUACGGAUAUGGUGACUACAGCAAUCAGCAGAGCGGCUACGGCAAAUCCCCGAGGCGAGGCGGCCAUCAAAACACUUACAAGCCGUAUUAACCAGAAACAUGCAGGUAUGCUGAUGCGUAGCUCACGCGUGUGCAUCUGUAGUCUCCAAAUCACCAUUUGAUCUUAUUGUAAUGUACGUUGUUUAAUUUUUGUGUUUCUUUAAAGUUUCACAGCACCCUGAAGUGCUUUACAGUAGUGGUAACAUAGAGACUUUUGGCUGUUUCUUGCCUUUUUUGUUUGGUUUUUAACUGUAAAAAUUAACAGGUACAGUACUGCUAAAUGGGUACCAGAAAGUAUGGAAUUACAAGGAAAGAAAGCCGAAGAAUGUUGUCUCCUAACUCUGACAUAUACCUUGUUUGUACCUGCCAGCGGGGACUUCCUUGCAGGCCAUGAGCUGACUUCCCGAUUGUCUCAGGCCCGCUCAAUGCGGACAGGGUACGAGAGGCGUACGCUCUCGAAUGCUCCCAUUUGGUAUGGUCUUCCAACAUCCUGUAUACGAAUUGUAAAAUCAAACAACUGCAGCAACAAAAACUUAAAAAGGACACUUCAAGCUUUUAUCUUCUGUUUUGUUUUGUGUGUACUUUUUUUAUUCCCUCUUAAAACCUCUUGGGAUCUUAUGUAAUAAUAUAUUAUAAUGUAAUGGCAUUUCUUCCAGGCACCAUCAAGUAAUGGUAAAAUAUGACACGAGAGCCGGAAAUUAAAAUUAACUGUUCACUUUUUGAAGGAUACGGCUUUCUCUGGACUUUCCAGUGUUAAUAUGCACUUCUAAUCUAAUCUUACCUGUAAUGCUUGCUUUUCUUUAUUUGUAGCUCGUAAUAUCCUGUAAUCCUUGAGCUAAAA
Messenger RNA from Carassius auratus (goldfish), 1929 nucleotides. Its product is annotated as heterogeneous nuclear ribonucleoprotein D0-like. The transcript is spliced from 7 exons. NCBI's taxonomy places the organism in Eukaryota, Metazoa, Chordata, Actinopteri, Cypriniformes, Cyprinidae. The record is from RefSeq and is a predicted model, not a curated record. Gene Ontology annotation, cellular component: chromatin; nucleoplasm. Gene Ontology annotation, biological process: regulation of gene expression. The coding region runs from base 211 to 1140 and encodes 309 amino acids. Gene Ontology annotation, molecular function: RNA binding.